AUGUCCAUAUACAUCGGAGGCUUCCUACUCGGCGUUGAACACUUUCGCCAUCUCAGUGUCCGCGCGUACGGCAACGGCGAUGUCGACCACCCUGCCCUAGCCUCCGAGUACCUCAGCGACGUCGAUGAGUACUUGUACCAGCACUUAGUUCUGGACUGUCCGGAAGUCAUCAAAGUCCGUGACUACGACACGCCUGGAAAGCCCGUCAUCGGUUACCUUCUCACCUGCCGCAUCGCGUUCGUUUGGGAGGGCGAGAAAGUCCCCGACCUGUCUCUCACAGAGGACACCCGCCCAUUCAUCGACUAUUGGUUCCCCCCGUCGGUUCGCACGCUGGACGUUUUCAAGAACAUGAAAUAUAUCCAGUAUGCAUACCCUUAUCCGCUCCACCCCCUUCUCGCCUUCAUCUCCUUGGGCAUCCGUAUAGCCCCAGUGGUUAUUCACGAUCCCGAGCCUCGUAUGUAA
Molecule: messenger RNA, 462 nt
Organism: Epithele typhae
Lineage: Eukaryota; Fungi; Basidiomycota; Agaricomycetes; Polyporales; Epitheliaceae
Exons: 2
Coding region: 1-462 (153 amino acids)
Source: RefSeq, a predicted model, not a curated record